This is a messenger RNA of Fusarium pseudograminearum CS3096, 870 nucleotides long. RefSeq lists its product as uncharacterized. The coding region runs from base 1 to 870 and encodes 289 amino acids. The transcript has a single exon. NCBI's taxonomy places the organism in Eukaryota, Fungi, Ascomycota, Sordariomycetes, Hypocreales, Nectriaceae. The record is from RefSeq and is a predicted model, not a curated record.
AUGAUUUCGCGCAAUCUUCUUACUGGGACUGUCAUCCUGCUGGCUGCCUGUCUGGCUGACGCUAGCCCAUGUCGUCUAUCAAUUGUUUCCUCGUCAACCGUUGUUGCAUCCGCCAGCGAGACAGCGACCAAAAGUGAGGCCGCGACAUCCACUGCUUCUGUCGAUGUCCCGCAGACUACUACCGGCCCGGCCACCUCUGAGUCUACGACCGAGACUGAGACAACUGUAAAUGUUGAAACUACCUUCAGUACUUCUUCGGUCGAAACAACAACUACAGCCCUUGCCGAUAUCACUACGACUACAAACCUUAUCACAACUGCUGAGACCACAGCUGAGGCCACAACCACCACUGCCGCAGCUACUACCACUGGCGAGGAGCCUGAAGCACUUCAAUCAAUCUACUUGUACGCCAGCGGCAGCGAUGACCCCUCCCUGGCAUCCACCGACGGCACAGGCUUCUCCGUAAUCUCCGACACGUCCAGCUCUGAGAUAAAAUACAUUGCCUUUACCGACGACGUCAGCUCCCCACUGUUCUUCACCUUGAGCGAAAGCACCGGCAAGGUCAAGAUCGGCAAUGGCCCUCGCGCUGGAAAUCUCCUUGGGUACUCUUCAUCAGGCGACUACAGCUUCGCGCUUGCUGCCGAGACCACACUUAUCGAGGACGGUGGCCUAUCUGCUAUUGAUUGUGAUAUCGUUGCUGGAAAUGGCUUCCAGAGACUUCAGUGCCAGUUCGGAAAUAGGGGAAAUGCGGACUUUUGGACGUGUGGUUCGAACUUUGUGCUGGUGAGCCCGGGUGUUGACUUUUCCAACAAGUGUCCCCGUGCUGCAAUGUCUUACAAGCUGGACUACAUUGAGGUAAGGUACAUUUAA